CAAUUUCUGACGUUUCGAUUCGAGACUGAAAAUGCUAUCGACUUUAACAUCUAUUAGAUAGUAAAUGUCCAACGUGAAAAAAGUAUCAAACCAAAUUAUGGUUGUAAGUGAACAAUCUUGCGGAAGGCCUUGCACUUACUGUUUGCACGCGCUCAAAUGGCUACCAGUUUUGUUCUCUUUGAGUUUAUCGAGUUGGAGCUACUACGCCUACGUGUGGCAGUUUUGUAGGUUAAUCAUCCAGAAUGAAUUCAACAAAUACAUUUACCUAACCGUAUUCCACGUUCUCUUGAUCAUGAUGGAAACUUGCUACUUACGCACCAUAUUUACGAGACCCAAGAUGGUUCCCGAAGAAUUUUUGAUACCCGAGAACACCCUCGAAGCCUACAGAAACAACCCAGAUAACCGCGAGGUCCAGGCCGCUUUGACCUCCCUCGGUAGUCGCCUUCCCAUCAAAACGGUCACUUUUCUGGGAGGAUUGCGCAUUUGCGACCAUUGCAAGCUAAUCAAACCGGAUCGCGCCCACCAUUGCAAAGUGUGCAACCGGUGCGUCCUGAGAAUGGACCACCAUUGCCCGUGGAUAAACAACUGCAUCUCGUUCACCAACUACAAGUAUUUCGUGUUGUACCUAACCUACGCCUUUACGUACUGCUUGUUCAUUAUGUCCACCACGUUCCCCUACUUCAUGGUCGCCUGGGGCGAGAAAUUCCAAGACCAGACCUGCAGGUACCACGUGCUGUUCCUCUUCCUGCUAUCUUCGAUAUUCGGCUUCGGGUACUUCACGUUGUUGCUGUACCAUUGUUGCUUGGUAUUGCACAAUCGGACCACCUUCGAGUCGUUCCAUCCGCCCGUGUUCAGAGAUGGGGGAAUCGACAAACACGGGUUCUACUUGGGCGCGUGCGCCAACUUCAAGCAGGUGUUCGGCGUGAGUUGCUGGAGGUGGCUGCUGCCGAUUCCGACGAGCUUAGGCGACGGUUUGGACUAUCCCGUUCGGUCGCAAGACGCCUCGAAGGAGUCGGGGUCGAGGUGAUGUUUCAACGUUUUGUACGAGC
Phyllotreta striolata is the source of this 1049-nucleotide messenger RNA. The record is from the annotation of a GenBank genome assembly. Lineage: Eukaryota; Metazoa; Arthropoda; Insecta; Coleoptera; Chrysomelidae.